AUUUUGGGUGGAGUAAAUCCUCUCGCAUUGCCUUUUCCUCUCUGAUAUUCCUCCAUCCGCCUCCCCCUCGUUCGAUGCGCUCUGCCAUUGAUUAUCUUUGGAUCCUCAGUACUGGCGAGAGCGGUGGUAAACAUGGCGUCGGAAGGGAUGAUUUUAACCAACCACGACCACCAAAUACGAGUUGGAAUUCUAACGGUGAGUGACAGCUGCUUCAGGAACCUGGCUGAGGACCGCAGUGGAGUAAACCUCAAAGAUCUGGUCCACGACCCAUCACUGCUUGGAGGCGUCAUAUCUUCCUACAAAAUAGUCCCAGAUGAGAUUGAUGAGAUUAAGGAGACAUUGGUGGACUGGUGUGAUGAGAAGGAGCUGAACCUGAUUCUGACCACCGGAGGAACAGGGUUCGCCCCCCGUGAUGUCACGCCCGAGGUACAUGGGGACCCCAAAGUUUGUGUUUGUGUCCAUGCCACCAAAGAGGUGAUAGAGCGCGAGGCUCCAGGGAUGGCCCUGGCUAUGCUGAUGGGCUCCCUUCAGGUCACACCUCUGGGCAUGCUCUCCAGGCCUGUCUGUGGAAUCAGAGGCAAAACCCUCAUCAUCAACCUACCUGGCAGCAAGAAGGGCUCACAGGAGUGUUUCCAGUUCAUCCUUCCAGCUCUGCCCCACGCCAUUGACCUGCUGAGGGAUGCGGUUGUGAAGGUGAAGGACGUCCAUGAGGCUCUGGAGGACCUGCCCUCACCCCCACCGCCCCUCUCCCCACCCCUCACCCUCAACAGCAUUGCCUGCACCCAGACAGAGGACAAGGGUGUGCAGUGUGAGGAUGAUGAUGAUGAUGAUGAGGAUGAUGAGAAGAUGAAGGACAGAUGCUUGGUGUCCACCGAGGACCACCACGCCCACCACCACCACCACAACACCCACUCCCACUCCCACGGACACAACUCACACAUCACCGCCGCCGCCAUCGCUGCCAAGAAGGGGAAGCCCCAGCACCAUAACCAUGCUGUUGUCAUGGCUAAAGGUAGCCACUAUCUACCUGGUCUGGUAUCUAACCUCCCCCCUGCCCCACCUCAUUACACCUGCUCCUGCUCUGGAGACCAGCCGGUAACGAUCCCAGACAGCAUAAUCUCUAGGGGUGUGCAGGUUCUUCCCAGAGACACAACUUCUCUGAGCACCACGCCCUCCGAGUCGCCACGCGCCCAGGCCACCUCGCGCCUCUCCACUGCCUCCUGCCCCACACCCAAAGCCCGGCUCCCCUCCUGCUCAUCCACUUAUAGUGUCUCAGAGGUUCAGUCACGGUGUGGCAGCAAAGAGAACAUCCUGAGAGCUAGUCACAGUGCAGUGGACAUCACCAAGGUGGCUCGCCGGCACCGCAUGUCUCCCUUCCCCCUCACCUCCAUGGAUAAGGCCUUCAUCACUGUACUGGAGAUGACCCCUGUGCUCGGCACCGAGAUCAUCAACUACAGAGAUGGGAUGGGUCGAGUCUUAGCUCAGGACGUCUAUGCCAAAGACAACCUGCCUCCGUUCCCUGCAUCAGUCAAAGAUGGUUACGCCGUGCGAGCGGCCGACGGUCCUGGAGAUCGCUUCAUCAUUGGGGAGUCACAGGCAGGACAGCAGCCGACCCACACAGUGAUGCCGGGCCAGGUGAUGAGGGUGACAACGGGGGCUCCUGUCCCCUGUGGGGCAGAUGCUGUAGUGCAGGUGGAGGACACAGAGCUGCUUCGAGAGUCUGACGACGGCACAGAAGAGCUGGAAGUGCGGAUCUUGGUACAGGCCCGCCCUGGACAGGACAUCAGGCCUAUAGGUCAUGAUAUAAAGCGUGGGGAAUGUGUCCUGUCUAAGGGUACCCACAUGGGCCCUUCUGAGAUUGGCCUGCUGGCCACCGUAGGAGUCACUGAGGUGGAGGUGCAGAAGUUCCCAGUGGUGGCUGUCAUGUCAACUGGCAACGAGCUGUUGAACCCAGAGGAUGACCUGCACCCAGGGAAGAUCAGGGACAGUAACAGAUCUACACUGCUGGCCACCAUUCAGGAACAUGGCUACCCUACCAUCAACUUGGGCAUCGUCGGAGACAACCCAGACGACCUCCUUAAUGCCCUGAACGAGGGGAUCAGCCGUGCUGACGUCAUCAUCACCUCAGGAGGUGUGUCCAUGGGAGAGAAGGACUAUCUGAAGCAGGUGCUUGACAUUGACCUCCACGCCCAGAUCCAUUUUGGACGCGUCUUUAUGAAGCCAGGUCUCCCCACCACGUUCGCCACUGUGGACAUUGACGGGGCACGGAAACUCAUAUUUGCCCUACCAGGUAACCCAGUGUCUGCGGUCGUCACCUGUAACCUCUUCGUAAUCCCUGCUCUAAGGAAGAUGCAGGGGAUCCUGGACCCUCGGCCCACCAUCAUCAAAGCCAGGCUUUCCUGUGAUGUAAAGUUGGACCCUCGUCCAGAGUACCACCGCUGCAUCCUGACAUGGCACCACCAGGAGCCUCUGCCAUGGGCACAGAGCACAGGAAAUCAGAUGAGUAGUCGACUUAUGAGCAUGAGGAGUGCCAACGGGCUGCUGAUGUUGCCUCCUAAAACAGAGCAAUACGUGGAGCUGCAUAAAGGAGAGGUUGUGGACGUGAUGGUCAUAGGACGACUAUGAUGAUGUCAUCUUACGGGGACAGAUAGAUAGACAGGGAGAGAAAGUGGUGCAUGUCCACAUAUCAUAACUAUUCUGUAAUAUGCAAUGGCACAGCUAGUUUUUGUUGAUUUGAAGUUCAUCAAGUAUAAUUAACCAACAUCUCGAACACAAAGUAAAUGAAGUACAUACAUUGAUCAUGAAAUCUGAAUUUGAAAAGAUCAUUGUAUUUCAUAGAAAGACAAUGUUAUACCUUUUAAAAGUGAAAAAAAAUAAGAGAUUUAUUCUGUAUUAUAUUAUUAUAAUUAUUAUUAUUAAUAUUAUAUUGUCAUAUUAAGCAACUCUGUUUCUCUUUCAUCCUUGCAAUUGCUUUGUGUGUUCAACCCUAGACCUUAUAGAUAGAUAGCAGUAGCAUUUCAAUAACAAGCUGUAGGUGCUCAAAAAAAAAUACAAAUAAAUUACUAUUUUCUUAUCUCACAAAAAAAUGACAGUAAAUACAUAUCUUCUUUUUGAACAACGGAAACCCUUUUGAGAUAAUGUCAGAAGUCCCUCUUGGGGAACGUCCUGAUUCUCCACCCUUCUCCUGAAGUGUACACUUGCACACUCCCCAUCAUUUUUAAAGGUAUUGGAUUGGUGAAGGUAGGCAUUGACUGGAGGGAGUUUCCACCAUGACUAGAUCCAUGCAGGAAUAGAGUGAAGAAUCAGGAUGUAGCCUUGGUGCUCUGUCUUAUUAGGAGUGUUUUCAGGGUCCCGAGGGUGCCUUUAGCUAUAUUUCCCCUUCCUUUAGUAUUCUUCUUCUCUUCUAUGCCUCAUUAUAUGGGCUUUAUAAUGCCUCAUAAUGGCUUCACACACAGCUUUGCUUGUUGUUUUUCUUGUGAGUCGUGUUUGUGUGCAGUUGCCAAAAGUGGUGGGUAUCUUGGGCCAAAAGUCAUAGGGUCAUCAUGAUGAGACCUGGGCCUGUAUUCAUAAAGUGGCUCGGAGUAGUGAUCUAGGACCAGGUCCCCCCGUCUAUAUAAUCUUAUUCAUUAUGAUAAACUGAUCCUAGAUCAGCACUCCUACUCCUUUAUGAUUACAGGCCUUGAAGGUGGAGAAAGGCUGCGAGUGGCCUGCCUGUGCCCCCUAGGCUGACUGUUUCCCCUAGCUGCCCCCCAGGCCCACUACUGUAGCUUCCCCUCCAGGCCCACAGGCUGCCCCCCAGGCACCCUAGCUGCCCCCUAGCUACCACCCAGGCCCACUAACUUCCUUCCAGACUGAUCGUUCCCCCUAGCUACCCCCCAGGCCCACUAGCUACCCCCCAGGCCCACUAACUUCCUUCCAGGCUGAUCGUUCCCCCUAGCUACCCCCCAGGCCCAC
Molecule: messenger RNA, 3954 nt
Organism: Oncorhynchus keta (chum salmon)
Lineage: Eukaryota; Metazoa; Chordata; Actinopteri; Salmoniformes; Salmonidae
Gene: gphna
Product: gephyrin a
Exons: 24
Coding region: 133-2625 (830 amino acids)
Biological process (GO): Mo-molybdopterin cofactor biosynthetic process; postsynaptic neurotransmitter receptor diffusion trapping; glycine receptor clustering
Cellular component (GO): cytosol; postsynaptic membrane; dendrite
Molecular function (GO): molybdopterin molybdotransferase activity
Source: RefSeq, a predicted model, not a curated record